Gossypium raimondii (Peruvian cotton) is the source of this 1346-nucleotide messenger RNA. Its product is annotated as protein LIKE COV 2. The coding region runs from base 74 to 853 and encodes 259 amino acids. Gene Ontology annotation, cellular component: Golgi apparatus. The transcript has 7 exons. NCBI's taxonomy places the organism in Eukaryota, Viridiplantae, Streptophyta, Magnoliopsida, Malvales, Malvaceae. The record is from RefSeq and is a predicted model, not a curated record.
AUUAAAUUAAAAGCAUGUAACACUCAAUAAUCACAUCUCCCAUCUAACUUCCCGACAUUUUCCCCAGCUAGUAAUGGCGGAAGAGAAAGAAUCAACGUCGAUUCCACUGAGCCAAGCCGAAAAUGUUGGUGUCGAUCCCGAAGAUCCGGCUAAGUCUCCUCCUAGGCCUAGCUCCCCCAAUUCCUCCACCCGCAAGGCUUGUUGUUUUGUUCUCCAAAGUUGGGUCUCAAAGAAGUUCAUGACUGGAUGUGUGGUCCUUUUUCCUGUGGCAGUUACAUUUUUCAUUACUUGGUGGUUUAUUCAGUUUGUUGACGGUUUCUUCAGUCCAUUAUAUGAACGACUUGGCAUUGACAUAUUUGGGCUGGGAUUUAUCACAUCUCUGCUCUUUGUCUUCUUUGUUGGUGUUUUUGUUUCAUCAUGGAUGGGAGCUGCUGUUUUCUCAGUGGGAGAAUGGGUUAUAAAGCGAAUGCCGUUUGUUAGGCAUUUAUACUCAGCCUCAAAACAAAUUAGUGCUGCGAUAUCCCCAGAUCAAAAUACUACAGCAUUUAAGGAGGUGGCUAUCAUUCGCCAUCCACGUGUUGGUGAAUAUGCAUUUGGAUUUAUCACAUCUUCUGUCGUCCUUCAGAGAGAAAAUGAAGAUGAAGAGCUAUGCAGUGUUUUUGUCCCGACAAACCAUCUAUACAUUGGUGAUAUCUUCCUGGUGAACUCCAAAGAGAUCAUAAGGCCAAACCUUUCUAUUCGAGAAGGCAUAGAGAUAAUCGUUUCCGGAGGUAUGACGAUGCCAGAAGUGAUCUCUCCGCAAGAAAGGUUUGCACGGCAGAAGGAAAGAAUCCCUUUGAACAGGAUGAUGUAAAAAGUACUUAGAGAAGACAGAAUGUCAGAUAAGCUCGAUAAUUACUUUCACUUGUUGGAGCGUGAUAAUAUUCUUUGGUGACAGCAAAAUCUUAGUAUAGGGAUGGGUGCUUAUACCCGCACUCUCUGGUAAUUUCAUAAAGUCGUAGCGUUGAGUCUCACAAACUGCUUCUUAGUGUAUUUGGCUAAUGCAUUAGUGUUCUAUACAGAUCAUUUGUCAAAAGGCAGCACUCGUAACAAAGAAUUGAUAUUUUGAAUAUCAUAUGUUACUUGUCGCGUGUGAGUGUUGCAUAUAGGCAUGUUCAAUUGUCGAUUUCAUUUCCAUGUAUUUAGAGGAUACUAUGAGGAAUUAUCUUUUGUAUGUGUCGGACCUGAAAGAUAUGGAUAUUUAUUUCUUCGGGAAGGUAUCCACUUAAAUCGGUGUAAAAUUAUUAUUUUUUGUAUAUUUUUGUAUGAUUAAUAUUUUAAUAAAUCAAUAAUUGAAAUUAUCAAUA